Messenger RNA from Aspergillus sclerotioniger CBS 115572, 822 nucleotides. RefSeq names its product putative thiol methyltransferase. The transcript has 3 exons. Lineage: Eukaryota; Fungi; Ascomycota; Eurotiomycetes; Eurotiales; Aspergillaceae. Bases 1 to 822 code for a protein of 273 amino acids. The record is from RefSeq and is a predicted model, not a curated record. Gene Ontology annotation, molecular function: S-adenosylmethionine-dependent methyltransferase activity.
AUGUCUAACCCCGCCCAGCAAUUCGUCCACAACACUCUAGCCAAAUACCCCGGGGAGGAAUACAUCGACGGAUGGGCCGAGAUCUGGACCACGAACAAUUCUCCUCCGUGGGAUAAAGAAUCCCCCAAUCCGGCGUUGGAAGAUACAUUGACGCAGCAGCGGGCGACUAUCGGUGGUGCGAUUGCAACGGACGAAGAGGGGAAAAAGAAGUACAGGAAGAAGGCGUUGGUUCCGGGCUGUGGGAGGGGGGUUGAUGUGCUUCUUUUGGCGAGUUUUGGGUAUGAUGCUUAUGGAUUGGAGUAUAAUGGUGCUGCGAUUGAGGCGUGUAGGCAGGAGAAUUUGAAGAGUACUAAUAAUGGGGAUAAGUACCCUGUUAGGGAUGUGGAGGUUGGGCGGGGAGAGGAUGAUUGGUUGAAAGAGUUGGGGUUGGGGUUGAAUUGUUUUGAUUUGGUUUAUGAUUAUACGUUCUUCUGCGCGCUGAGUCCCUCGAUGCGGCCUGAUUGGGCUCUUCGGCACACCCAACUAUUGGCGCCUUCGCCACGAGGAAAUUUGAUCUGCCUUGAAUAUCCAAGACACAAGGACCCGUCGCUUCCGGGUCCUCCGUUUGGUCUCUCCUCGGAGGCUUACAUGGAGCACCUCAGCCAUCCCGGAGAGCAGAUCUCGUAUGACGCCCAGGGUCGAGGCAGAAUGGACCCUCUCCGCGAACCAAGCGAGCGAGGACUGGAACGAGUGGCUUAUUGGAAACCUGCUCGGACGCACGAAGUUGGCAAGAAUUCCAAUGGUGAGGUUCAGGAUCGAGUUUCCAUCUGGCGCCAGAGGUAA